CUUGUUCUCCUGUACUAAAACCAGAGUUUGAAUAGUUUAUUUUGUGCAAUGUAGAUUAUUUCAAAACGAAAGUAAACACUGUUCAUUGCGUUUUGUUAAUUUCUGGAAAUACAUCUAGGCAGUCUAGACAUCUAGGUCAUACAAUAGGUCUAACAACGAGUAAAUACAGAAUACAAGACAACUGGACAACAAAUUCUGAUACGAUGGACAGGUCACCAGGAGGCAUUACAAUAACCGGAGGUAACGUAGUGCUGGGAUCAGAUGGCAAAAUAUUCAAUGUAGCAGAGGACGCCACUAGCAAGGGCACGAGAGAAGGUGCAUCUUUCGAUGCCAAUGGUGUGAUCACCAAUAUCACUGCAAAUGUCAAAGAUUUCCGGAAAACCCAAGAUUUGACAAGGUGUCUGGAUCGUUUGAAAAGAGAAAACUAUGUUACACUAACAGGAUUGAGUGGAGUUGGUAAAACAGAAAUAGCAAAAUAUUAUUGGGAGACAAAGAAGGCCGACUAUGAUGUUGGAUGGCUCAUACCCAGUGAAACGGACCAGGAAUUAAGAAUUGCAAUACGACUCUUUCUGGAGAGACUGGCUGAGAUAAAUAUAAAUGUGGAUCUUACAGAGGAUCUUCCGCUGCCGAAUGUUCUUUCGAAGAUCCAUUUGGAAAUACGCCGCAAUACUAACCGGGGGUAUCUGCUGAUUUUUGAUGACGUCAAAGAGGAAACGCAUCGCGCUAUUGUACAAGGUUUCGCCUCAAAACCUAAUAUAUCUGUGAUAAUAACCACCGAGCAAACCCUGCAUCCAUCUGCUACUGAUGAGUCAAUACAACAAGUGGAAGGCUUCAGCGAAGAUGAGGUGCUGGAGUUCUUGGACCCAUUGAAGAAUGAAACAAGAGAGAACAAGAUUCAGCUUUGGGAAGAAAUGAGUCAUCUUCCAAGUGCGCUCGCCUGCGCAAGAUUCGAUAUCCUCAACACACAGAGGAGCAUAAAGUUUUAUCUUGCCGGGAUCAAGGAAAGGAAACUUUACCAGAGCAUCGAAAAAAGGGACCAUCUUAUCCUGGGCCAUAACUACAAAAAGCCGCCAAUUGAAGCCCAUGUUCAGAACGCGCUGACCAUGAUCGAAGAGUUGGAAAAGGACGACCCUGCUUUGUGUUUGGUUUUCAAGACCAUUGGCUUUUUCGAUUCUAAAGCCAUUCCCGUUUUCAUACUGAAUGAAAUCCUUAAACAGCAUAGCGACCCGUCUCAACCCGUUGAACACAUCGAUUAUCAUAUAGACAAGCUUUUGAUGAAAAUGCGAGACAGGUCAUACGUCAACCGUCAAGAAGAAAAACACCGUAACCGAUUUAUCGACACACAUGAACUGGUACAACUUGGAGUACGCUUUGCAAUGAAGGAGUCUGACAAUAAAAAGACCCUUGAGAUACUGAUGAGAGUGCUGUUGCGUUUCUUUGCCAAGGACACAAGAUACAUGACCUACUUUAGGAGAAACACUAUUCUUAUGCCCCAUGUUGAGAGUGUCUUAGUACAUUUACAGAGGCUGAGCGUUAUGGACAUCACAUUUGAUAUGAAAGUAAUGGCUAUCGCUAUGUAUGACAUACUGGGGUAUUCUUACGCGCAGAGUGACUUUAGAGAAGUUGCAGAACAGAAGCUUCAAACAAGCAAAGAUUUGAUGUACAAGUCAUUGAAUAUUGAUGAAGAAGACCUAGACCUGGAUAUAAGAGCUAAGCUUCCCGAUGAACACAAAAAUGACGAAGAGGAAUUCGCAUAUCAGAAGGCAAUCUUCAUAUAUGAGAAACUACAAUCCGUUGGGAACAAACUGGUGGAAAACCUUGUUCUGAACACAGUCCUCAAUGAAACUGACGUCGAUAUCAUGAAGUCCAAAAUAAAGGGGAACAAAUUACCUGAAUUGCUCAUCUCUCAGAAAAGAACCGAUAGAGGGAGCUACACUGAACUUGUCAAAAUGGGCUUAGCUAUUUCCGAGGAUAUCAUGAAAUCCAUUUACUUACCCGAGCUCUAUGCAUCGGUCUUCUACAGCUAUGGUCGUAUGUACUUCUACAAGAAACAAGAGGGACGCGUCAAAAUCAACAGCUUUAUCUCUGCUAUUAGACUGUCGUCUGCUCUCUGUAAGCGGAUCUUCGAGAUGACCGGCAAGGUAGUGUUUCACAGUAUCCUCACUAAACGCAAUGCCCUACUUUACCUGUAUUCGGAGGACAUUGACGAGUAUGGUGAUGCAAAAACCAAACAAAAGAUGCUUGAGGACCUGUACCAAGGAAAGAAGGAGUACCAGAGCCUACUUGAGGAGGUACACAAGCAAGAUUGGUUCCAACAUGGGAUUCUUAAAGUCACCAAAAAUGACUUCUUCCACCAAUGUGUUUGUUUCGAAAAGGGUAUUUUUAUCUGUAUGAAGAUACUAAAACUGGAAACCGACCAAGAAAAGAAAGAGAUUGUGAUAAGAGAAGGCAAGGAGGCUAUCAAGAAGCAAAGCGAGCUACUACAUUCACAAGAGAGGGAAGAACAGGAACUGCAUAGAGGAUCGGAUGUCCAUGUGGUAGCUGCUGAAUUUUAUGAGGAAGCCAAAUGCUGGCAAGAGGCGUAUGAAUACUACAAAGAGGCCAUCGAGAGGUCAAAGAGUGCAAAUGGUGGAUGGUUGAAGAAAUACGGCCGGUCGUGUGAAGGCAUCAUGCGUGUAGCCAAACGCAUCAAGACAAAGGAGGCCCUCACAGAAGCAAAGAAACGUGGCGAGGCAUUCAUUAAAAAGGCACCCGGUGAUACCCAACACAAGGGAGAAAUCAUGGCAUUGACACAGGAGAUAUCCGCUGAACUGGGCAAUGUAGAGUAAAAGAGGGAGUAUGUUGAGGUGUUUUGCAGUCGCCCCAGGAAGAAAUAGUCCACAACAGAAGAUUUUGACAUUAAGAAACAUGUUGAAACAGAAAAUUAGCCAAGCGAAUGUACUAUUUUCGGUUUGGAGAACGAAGUUCAUCACUCUAAUUGAGCGUUACCCUGCUUCGGACAAAUUUGAUUUUUUACAUGAUAUAGAUUUGAAUGUCUUCUUU
Molecule: messenger RNA, 3042 nt
Organism: Owenia fusiformis
Lineage: Eukaryota; Metazoa; Annelida; Polychaeta; Sabellida; Oweniidae
Source: the annotation of a GenBank genome assembly